Messenger RNA from Enterobius vermicularis (human pinworm), 390 nucleotides. Lineage: Eukaryota; Metazoa; Nematoda; Chromadorea; Rhabditida; Oxyuridae. The record is from the annotation of a GenBank genome assembly.
AUGUUAAUUGUAGAGGACAUUCAUCAUCGCCUUACGGAGUACUGCACAAAAUUGCGAAAUCUAAACGACAUCAAAAAGAAAACAAGCCCAUUCGGACCGGUGGUUUCACUUCUGUUCCGUCAGCAGAGUCCCCGGAUAAACCCUGCCUACGACGUCGGGGAUGGAUCUCGCGACCCGACCAAGGCACCAGUAUACAACGCUUUGCACCAACCAGCCAAGCAGCAACCAGCCGGCACGCUUGUUUUUGCGGCGGAAGAAAAGAAAAGCUUUGAAGAAGAAAUUCAAAUUCUUUGUCAGAAAGCGUUAGCUUCCGAAGAAGAUCCUGAUGACCUAAGUCACGCAAGCAAUCCAUCUAGAGAACGCACACCGAUCACCAUGGAAGACAAAUGA